Molecule: messenger RNA, 1924 nt
Organism: Peromyscus eremicus (cactus mouse)
Lineage: Eukaryota; Metazoa; Chordata; Mammalia; Rodentia; Cricetidae
Gene: Tafa3
Product: TAFA chemokine like family member 3
Exons: 9
Coding region: 1197-1598 (133 amino acids)
Biological process (GO): neuroblast differentiation; regulation of neuroblast proliferation; positive regulation of microglial cell activation
Molecular function (GO): receptor ligand activity
Source: RefSeq, a predicted model, not a curated record
GACAGAGCGGGGGCGGGGGAGCGCUGGUGCGGGCUGCCGUGCUAAUCAAGCCCAGCAGCUGACCUCCCCGGAUCGGGGUCCUGGGGCAAAAUCUUGGGCUCCUGAAGGCACUAGUCUGUCUAAAGGUCACCUUCACAUUCUAGAGAACGAUUGUCACUCCUACCCCACUUUCUCAGAACCGUUCCUCCAUAUUUAGACUUCUGCUGGCCAGUCAGUAAGGCUAACGGCAUAAUACAUAACUACGAUUACUGAGGACUUGCUGCACACUAGGCCCUCUACAAAGCACGUUCUGUUCAUUAGGUCACUACACCGAUACCGCAAGGUGGGUUACACCCAUUUUACAGAUGAGGCCGGAGUGGACAGUCUCCUGUUAUUUUAUUAGACCUGCCCAAGAGUCACGCAGCCACUUCCAGAGCCGUACGCCUGGCAGAAACUAUUUCUGACGCUGGUUUCUCUGGAUUAGGAAGAGAGGCGCUGAAAGGAGUGGGAAUCCUAAAUUCCCACCCUCAGAUGCUUCAAGCAGAACGGGGAUGCUGAGCAAGUUCUCUGGCUACCGCCAGGGGGAGGCAAAGGCCACUCUUAAAGCUCGUCUGGGCUUCAGGAAAGCCCACUGUUAGAAAACUGGGGCUGGAACCAGCACAGGGCACAGCAACUUGAUAGCGAUUGAUCGAUCACAGACACAGCUCGGGACCAGACAACACCCAAGCUGGCCACUCCCGGGAGAAACCCGCCUUUGGGAGUCUAGAUCCCAAGCUCAGAGGCAUCGAGGACCUCAGGCCAGAGGGUUGAACCGGGGCCACUGCUGUGGAGCAGGCUGCUCCUCAGCAUCACCUUAGCCUGAACUGGGGACUGGGAAAACAGCCCUAGAAAAUUGAGGUAGACGCUGAAGAACAAAUCCCAGAAGCCGCCUUCUCCAGCACCGUUUGAAGAGGGAAUAGAAUGCCAGAGAUCCUGAGUCCCCAUUUCCCCUAAGUUCUCUGAGCAUUGGAGUAUCUAGGAGAAAUGCAUGAGUUGGAUGGGAUUUGGGGAGAGCUCAGCCGGAAACAGGAUAUCGUCAAGAGAAGAACAGGUGGAAUGAGUCUGAGACCAGCAGAUGAACAGACAGAAGCCUGAAGACUCCGGGGACCGCUCUGCCUUCCUGUUCCCUGGUCCUUCUGUGUCGCUCAUCGCUGGCUGCAAGCUGCCUGGAGACAAGAAUGAGUGAGAGGACUGCCAGCAACUGGAGCCCAGGCAGCUGGGUGCUAGCACUGUGCUUGGCCUGGCUGUGGACACGUCUGGCCUCUGCUUCCUUGCAGCCUCCCACAGCCGCAGUCCUAGUAAAGCAAGGCACCUGUGAGGUGAUUGCCGCACAUCGCUGCUGCAACCGGAAUCGCAUUGAGGAGCGCUCCCAGACCGUCAAAUGCUCCUGCCUUUCUGGCCAGGUGGCUGGCACUACAAGGGCAAAGCCCUCCUGCGUGGAUGCCUCCAUCGUCCUGCAGAAGUGGUGGUGUCAGAUGGAGCCCUGCCUGCUGGGGGAGGAGUGUAAGGUGCUCCCGGACCUGUCGGGGUGGAGCUGCAGCAGUGGACACAAGGUCAAAACCACCAAGGUCACACGAUAACUCUCGGGGUCAUGGCUUAGGCAGAAAGGACAGCCUUGACUGAGCUCUGGACUGAAGAAUGGCUUCUGGUCACCAGCCAGCACAUAUGAAGACUCACUCACCCGGACAUGGAAUCCCAUGUGUCCCAUGUCAAAUGCAACAUCAGACUUGCCAGGGCCCUGUUAGUCAUGCUGCUUGGCAGAAAUGCUUGGAUCUUUGGCCACAUACUUAGAGACCUGUGCUUUCCUACGAACAAAGGUCAACACAUAUAAUCCUGUCCUUAAGGAAUAUCUUGUCAAACUAGGGAGUAGAUGGCAGAUGAUUUAAACAGUUUAAAGUGUGUGGUA